Molecule: messenger RNA, 1344 nt
Organism: Cuscuta europaea
Lineage: Eukaryota; Viridiplantae; Streptophyta; Magnoliopsida; Solanales; Convolvulaceae
Source: the annotation of a GenBank genome assembly
UGCAACUGAGAGGGAGAGAAUGGAAGAAAUGGGGUUCAAGCUCAAUUUCAUCUCAUCUUCUUCUAUGCGAUUCGCUUUCUUCUUCUCCCUCUCUUUCGCAGUAGCUUCCCACCCAUUAUCCUCCAUCUCUCUCUCUCCUGACUUGUAUAUUCGGAAGCCCAAUCUUCGCUUUCAUUCCUCUUUAGCGCCGUCGCCGGGACCGCCCGUCUCCAAGGCUACAGCAGCGGACUUGCUCGCGGUAUUGGGCCCAAAGCAGCAGGCCUCCGCCAUCAAUGCCCGAGAAGCUGAGGAGCUUCGGUCCUGCUUCAAAUUCCUCGUUCCUUUCGUUUCCGGACCCGAACCAUUGAAGCAUUGGAGAUCGCCAAGUUUGGAAUUAAGUCGCUCUGGUAGUAGGCAGCAGGAGAAUGAGCUUGUUUGGUGGCCACCGGAGCCUGUGAUGGAGCUGGCUCGGCUAGCAGUUGAUUCGGGUGGAGAUCCAGAUGCUAUUAGUCGGGCUCUCGAUCCUACGAUUAUCCCUGUUCCUGAUGUUGAAGGUUCCAAGAAAGAACGUUGUGAGCUAACUAGAACUCCUUACGGCAGGCAUUUCAUACAUGAGGAGAUAAAUUCAUACCUAAAAUAUUUGUUUGACAUGAUUGUGAGUCGGGGCCCUGAGGUAGGGCUUAAUGUGUCAUUGAAUCGGUAUGAUUUCUUUCAUGGUCACCUCUUUCUGGCCACAAACUCUGGAAGGCUUGGUAUUCUCUUUCACGCAAAAGAGUACCCAGCGUAUGAUGAGAAAGUAUUCCCUAUCAACAUGGGUUACUGUCAAAAAGGGUCUAAUGUGGCUUAUGAUGAUUCAAUGAAUUUACGGAACAUAUUGUGGCUGGCUCCUUUACCGAGUGAUUCAAUGGAUAAAUGGUUGGCACCAGGAGUCCUUGUAGUCUUGGACGCACACCCAGAUGGUAUCAUAUAUCGAGACCUCAUACCAGAGUAUGUAGAUUUUGUGAGGACCCUUUAUGAAGGUGACUUCGGACAGGUUGCGGCUGAUGUUAACUACUUAAAUGUGGGACUUGAAGCUCCCAACUUCCAAAUCUUUAUCUGCUGAUUUGGUCCCAGAGGCAGUCAAGUCAGCUCAACACAUUCUCCUACAAUCUGUAUAUCUAAGAGCCUGAUUGGCAAGAGUCGAAUUCGGUAAUAUUGCUGAAAUUUUAGUUGUAAUGGCCGAGUUAUCUAAAAUCUGUAAUGUAAGAAAAUUAUAUAUGAAAUUGGGGAUGAACAGUUUAAUUUCUUUUAUUUUGUCCUUUCAUCUAAAAAUUUACUUGUACAUUAUCCGUUCUACUUUGGUUAUUGUUGCACUUGGUAUUGGUA